Molecule: messenger RNA, 363 nt
Organism: Candidula unifasciata
Lineage: Eukaryota; Metazoa; Mollusca; Gastropoda; Stylommatophora; Geomitridae
Source: the annotation of a GenBank genome assembly
GAAAUGUAAUGCAUGGUGCAACAAACAGAGGCAUUACCCAGUUCAGAGCCCUUUGUGAUCCCAACGGUAGCACGCCGUGUUGUUUUGAAAACAAAUGUGUAUUCAAGGCCAUCGAGCAAUGCAGAUGUAAGAACUGUUACGAUCUGCGGCAGAAAUUGCACGCAGAGUUAUAUACAUGGAUUCCGGCCGAGCCAACAUGUAAGAUUACCAUGUUUGCUGGAGAAGAGGAUUCCUGCAAAGUUAUGAAGGAUAUGACGAUUUAUUUCAUAGGAGACUCCUUUAUACGGCAGCUUUUCAUCGCCGUACUCAGUUUAUUGCGAAAAAAUAAGCCGUACGGUCCAUUGAUCAACGGAACACCUGCAG